UUUCAAAUGCCUCCUACCGCAAUGAGUCUUUCUGAAAGUACCGACACUGACGGAACUGGAAUUAUUAAAAUUGACCCCUGGCUAGAACCUUUUACUCCCGUUCUGAAACGAAGAUACGCUACUUUAAAGAAAUGGAUUCAAGAUAUUAACCAACAUGAAAAGGGUUUCGACCAGUUUACACGUAGUUAUGAACAUUACGGUCUCAAUGUACAACCAAACGGUGAUAUAGUUUAUCGCGAGUGGGCUCCCAACGCUACGAAUGCAUGUUUGAUUGGCGACUUUAAUUGUUGGGAUACCUCUGCGCAUCCAAUGAAAAAAAAUUCAUUUGGUGUAUGGGAAAUAUCCAUGAUUACUCCAGAAGGUGAAAGAAUUGAUCGUCUUCCUGCCUGGAUCAAGCGAGUAACACAAGAUCUAUCUGUUAGUACUACGUACGACGCCAUCUUUUGGAAUCCACCUGAAAAAUAUUUUUGGAAAAAUAAAGCUCCUCAAAAACCAAAAUGUUUAAAAGUAUAUGAAGCUCAUGUCGGUAUAUCUACUACCGAAGGACGUGUCGGUACUUAUAAUGAAUUUACUGAUAAUGUGUUGAAACGUAUUAGAAAUCUGGGUUACAAUGCUAUUCAAUUGAUGGCAAUUAUGGAGCAUGCUUAUUACGCUUCUUUUGGUUAUCAAGUAACUAGUUUCUUUGCUAUUUCUAGUCGUUAUGGAACUCCUGAAGAAUUAAUGCGACUCAUCGAUACUGCUCAUGGCAUGGGCUUAUAUGUACUGCUAGAUGUUGUACAUUCACAUGCAUGUAAGAAUGUGUUGGAUGGUUUGAAUAUGUUUGAUGGUUCUGAUCAUUGCUACUUUCACGAAGGAGGAAAAGGGCGUCAUGAUCUCUGGGAUAGUCGCCUAUUCAAUUAUGGUCACUGGGAAGUCCUUCGUUUCUUACUAUCAAACCUUCGGUUCUUUAUGGAAGAAUACAAGUUUGAUGGUUUCAGAUUUGAUGGUGUCACCAGCAUGAUGUACAUUCACCAUGGUAUUGGUACAGGUUUCUCUGGUGGUUAUCAUGAAUACUUUGGUGAUUCUGUGGAUGAAGAAAGUGUUGUAUACUUGAUGCUGGCAAAUGAAAUGCUUCACUCAUUAUAUCCAAAUAUAAUUACCAUUGCUGAAGAUGUUUCCGGAAUGCCUGGUCUAUGUCGUCCCGUUUCCGAAGGUGGUGUUGGUUUUGAUUACCGUCUUGCUAUGGCUAUCCCUGAUAUGUGGAUCAAGUUAUUGAAAGAAGUGCGCGAUGAUGAUUGGAACAUUGGAAACAUCUGUUGGACUCUGAUUAAUCGUAGACAUAUGGAAAAAACUAUUGCCUAUGCAGAAUCUCAUGAUCAAGCUCUUGUCGGUGAUAAAACUAUUGCUUUCUGGCUCAUGGAUAAGGAAAUGUAUACUAACAUGUCAGAUUUGACACCACUUACUCCAAUCGUUGAUCGUGGAUUGGCUCUUCAUAAAAUGAUUCGUUUGUUGACGCAUGGCCUCGGCGGUGAAGGCUACCUCAAUUUUGAAGGUAAUGAAUUUGGGCAUCCUGAAUGGCUAGAUUUUCCGCGAGCUGGAAAUAACAGCUCAUAUCAUUACGCAAGGCGGCAAUGGAAUGUCGUUGAUGACGAUUUACUAAGAUACAAAUAUUUAAACGAAUUUGACAAAACACUACAACACACUGAAGAUAUUUUCGGUUGGUUAUCAUCUCCCCAGGCAUAUAUUUCCCUAAAACAUGAAGAUGAUAAGUUAAUUGUAUUUGAACGAGGAAAUUUACUUUGGAUUUUCAAUUUUCAUCCAACAAAUUCAUUCACUGAUUAUAAAAUUGGCACUGAAUGGGCAGGUGACUAUAAGAUAGUUAUUAACACUGACAAUGAAAGAUUUGGAGGACAUAAUAGAAUAGAUGAAAACCAGAAAUAUAUAUCACAGCCCCAACCAUGGAAUGAAAGAAAGAAUUAUAUUCAA
Racocetra persica is the source of this 1965-nucleotide messenger RNA. Lineage: Eukaryota; Fungi; Glomeromycota; Glomeromycetes; Diversisporales; Gigasporaceae. The record is from the annotation of a GenBank genome assembly.